Molecule: messenger RNA, 9351 nt
Organism: Cryptomeria japonica (Japanese cedar)
Lineage: Eukaryota; Viridiplantae; Streptophyta; Pinopsida; Cupressales; Cupressaceae
Exons: 15
Coding region: 213-9023 (2936 amino acids)
Molecular function (GO): helicase activity; ATP binding
Source: RefSeq, a predicted model, not a curated record
UCAAUCAUAUCACCCAUACGUUGUGACUUCUUUCCUUGGUGACUUAACGAGCAAGGUUUAACACCAACGAAUUUUCCGCGGGAAGAUUGAUGUUUUCUUUAUAACCUGAAAUGGGCAGCUUACAACUGUAAUUCGGACUACAGCAGAACACCACUACUGUAAUUUUCGAGUUUAAUUUGCAGUGACAGGCAUAGUGCGAUUUGGGAGCAGCCAUGAACGUUAAGGGGGAGUGCAGUAGGAAUAAGGGUUUGCAGAGCGUCUAUGUGACAGCAAUGUUCGAGGAAAUGGUGCUCAAAUGGUCUCUCAACAAAAUCAUGGAUGAAAAUCUCUUUGAUAACAAGGUCAAGCGUAUUCCGGAGAAAUUUACAUCUGUAGCAGAAUAUCUUGGGUCAUUUGUUUGGCCUCUGAUAGAAGAAACACGAGCACAACUACAACAGAGUCUGGAAUCUCUAUCUGAAGCGCAAUAUACAAGAAUAACAUUUCAUGGAAGAAAAUGUCUAUUAGAAGGCAAAUUAAGUGAAUAUUCUAUCGUUUUUGAGAAGGACAAUGAUACAGAAGGACAGGAGGACAAAAUAAAAUUGAAGUGGAAACCAAAAGACAUUCUUAUAUUAUCAACCAAAUUAUCUGAGAAUGUGGAUUACUUCCAUGAUGAGUAUUUGUUAGCUGUAGUCUGUGAGACUUGGCAGGAUGAGACUCAGGAUGGACUGAUAGAUGCACCUCUGAAUGGGUUGAAGGUGAAGCUAUAUCUGCGGAAUGGACAUCCCUUUACAUCAGAAAAAUACACUAAAGAAACUAAAUACUUCGCCAUUUCUCUCGGUAGUAUCAUAUCAUGCUUGAGAAUCUGGAAAGCUUUACAUGCCCACUUGCAAGAGGAGGAAAUAGAUUUGACCAUGCUCAAAAAAGCAAUAUACUUAAAGGAUCGUAAUGAGGCAAGUGCAAAAGUGAAAGAAGAUGAUUUAGAGAAAUUCAGGAGCAAGCACUUCAUGUCCCAUAACUUGAAUGAUUCUCAAAUAUCUGCUGUAAUUCAAGUAGUUAAUGCUGUUGAAUCUAAACUUUCUUCUGAUAUAAAGCUUAUCCAGGGUCCCCCAGGAACAGGGAAGACCUCAAUGCUGAUCUCACUUCUUUCUAUCUUAAGUCAUAAGAGGUUCAGAGUAAUUGUGUGUGCACCCACCAAUGCAGCGAUAUCAGAAGUUGCAACGAGGUUCAUCAGAACAGUCACAAGUCCGUCUGGAAGCUGUCCUAAUGAAGAUAAUUUUCCUUGUGUCAUGAAUUUGGGUGACCUCGUACUGGUAGGGAACGAGGAGAGAUUUGAUCCAGAAGGUAUUUUUGGAUAUAUUUUCCUUAAAUAUCGAGUUGAUCGUUUGUACGACUGUUUCCUGCCAAAGACAGGAUGGAGGUACAGGGUGAUAUCUCUGCUUGAUUUUCUUGAAUCAGCUGUUUCCCAGUAUGAAGCUUCUCAAGAAAAGUCACAAGAAACAUGCUUGACUGAUUUUUCACAGUUCACCAGACAGAGACUGAAAAAAUUAACCCCAGAAUUUUGUGAGGGUGCAAGAACAUUAAUAAAUGAUUUACCAGGGACCUUAUCAGGAAAACAGGAAUUGGAAUGUUUGAUCAACGUGGUUGAAUCUUUUGUAAAUUUUAUUGAAAAAAAUAAUGUCAAAGAAAUUGUCCUUACGGAAUGUUUUUGCAGUACCACCGAAGGUCUGGGAGAGGUAGAAGGUUUAACAAGUAUAUUUAAUGAGAACAUGCUUAGUAAUAAGAAAGACAUAAAGAAGGUUCUUUGUUUGAGGAGAAGUCAGUGUAUCCAAUUGCUGGGAAAGCACUUAUCCAGUGAAACUGAUAUUGCCCGCAUGGCCCAAACGUUCAAGUCACGUGAUAGUAUAGAGAGUAUUUGCUUGUCGUGUGCAAAAUUGGUAUUUUCAACAGUUUCUUCAUCGGCAAAAAGGUGCAUGAAUGAGACUGCACCAUUUGACUGCUUGAUUAUUGACGAAGCAGCCCAGCUCACAGAGGCUGAGUCAACUAUUGCAUUGCAAAUCAGUGGUGUGAGACACACAAUCCUUAUAGGAGAUCCAUAUCAGUUGCCUGCAACAGUUAUCAGCCAGAUAGCUCAGAAAGCAGGAUAUGAUAGAAGUCUCUUUGAGAGAUUACACCAACUUGGACAUCCAGUCCAUCUUCUGAACACACAGUAUCGCAUGCAUCCAUCUAUAAGCCAAUUCCCAAAUAUGGCAUUUUAUGGAAAUUCUAUCAUGAAUGGUCCCCAUGUUAAAAUGGAAACAUAUGGCAAUGCAUAUAUUGAGUCUGAAAUGUAUGGAACAUAUGCUUUUGUUAAUAUAGCAGAUGCAAGAGAAGAGGAAGAUGAUUUUGGUAAGAGCAAGCGGAAUGUUGUUGAGGCUGCUGUUGUUGUACACAUACUCUCUAAACUGUUUAAAGUUUGUGCUGCCAGACAAGGGUUGAGAAUUAGUGUAGGUGUCAUAUCACCUUACAGUGCUCAAGUUAAAUACUUGGAGAGCAAGCUAAUGAACAAGGAUGAAUGGAUGAACACUAUUGAUGUAGAGGUCAAAUCUGUGGAUGGGUUUCAAGGUGGAGAAAAGGAUGUUAUCAUAAUUUCCACUGUUAGAACCAACAAAAUUGGUUUCCUUUCAGAUUGGAGACGUGCAAAUGUUGCUUUAACACGUGCACGAUUCUGUCUUUGGAUUGUUGGAAAUGGCUCCAUGCUUGUUAAAACGGAAUCUAUAUGGAAGGAGAUAGCAAGGGAUGCAAUUGAGAGGCAGUUCUUUAUAAAUCCAAAUACAGACAGCGGAUUAGUGAAAGUAAUAAGAAAUGUGAAAGCUGAGAUGGACCAGCUUGAAGAUCUAUUAAAGAAGGAUUCCAUCUUGUUCAACAACACAGUUUGGAAGGUUACAUUCAGCAAUGAGUUUAAAGAAUCAUUUACCAAGCUGAAGGAUUUAAAUGUGCGAAAGCAAAUAAUCAACACAUUACUGAGACUGGCCAAUGGUUGGCGACCAGCUAGGAAACAUGCUGGUUGUGCUGAGAAAAGCCUUAUAAAUGAAUAUUUAACCUCAGGAUUACAUUUAGUGUGGACAACAGAUGUUGAACGAGGAGGGGAAGUAUCCCAAAUAUUGAAAAUAUGGAAUAUUCUCACCCUUAAAGAGCUUCCUGGCCUUAGACAACGCUUGGAAAAUGUUUUUGCGACAUAUACUCCAGGGUACAUUGAGCGGUGCAAAGUGAAGUGUUUGGACAGGGAUGGAAAAACAGUGCUACCAAUGCAAUGGAAGGAUGAUCCUGAAUUUGUUUGGUAUAAGCGUCUACGGAAAUCAGAAAUGCUUGAGACUCCACAUUGCGAAGCUUUUGAAAAAGAAGCCAUUUCACUGGAGCAUGCCAGAGUUCAAGAAAGUUUAUUGCUAAUGAAGUUCUAUUCUCUGUCUUCUGGCAUUGCAAGUCAAUUGCUAACAGCAAAAGAUGGAUCAGACAUUGGCCUUCAAUUUGAGUUAAAUGAUGAAGAAUCACGAAUAAUCAGGUUUCCAAGAAGUUUGUUUAUUCUUGGACGCUCUGGUACAGGCAAAACAACUGUACUUACAUCCAGACUUCUUAAGAAGGAACAGCAAUUUAAUCUUGCUACUCAUGGUUUCUUGUGUGACAAGCAAACUAAUGUCGAAAGUACAUUUGGGAGAAAAGAUUUACAACAAGAAUAUCAUCAUGCGAGUUGUCUCCGGCAAAUUUUUGUCACUGUUAGUGCAAAGCUUUGCUCAGCAAUAAGGAAUCACAUUAGUCGCAUUGGCAGUUUUGUACAGGGAAAGGAUUGUAGUCCCUGCAUGGAAAUCUUAGACAGCAGUGAUAGCAUGCAGGAAUCAGAAAAUAUUCCAGAUAGUUUUGUAGAUAUAGAUGACAAACAUUUUCCUCUGGUCAUUACAUUUCAGAAGUUUCUGAUAAUGUUGGAUGGGAGUGUACAGUACCAUUUCUUCCAAAAUAGUUGUUCUAAAGAACGAGGAUAUCAGUUACAAAAGAAACAGUUUUGUUCAAAUGAAGAGAUUGAUGAGGAAGUGGAUGCAACAAAAUGUGACAGCAACUGUAAGGACUUUGAUCAUGGUGGUCAAGAUGCUGAAAUACUUGAUGAUGAGGAAAUCUUUGUUAAUGUAAAACGGCCCACAUAUAACAGAUCUUUUGCAUUCAUGCAAUUCAUAAGAAAAAAUGAAGUCAACUACGAACGUUUUGCCUCAGUUUAUUGGCCACAUUUCAAUUCAGAGCUAAGAAGAGGGCUUGACCCUUCAGUAGUAUUUACUGAAAUUAUAUCCCACAUAAAAGGCAGUUUAAAAUCUGUUAAUUCUGCUGACUUCAAGAUGAGUUGGGAUGACUACAUUGCAAUGGCAGAAAGUCGUGUCUCUACAUUAAAUGUCAAGCAAAGAGAAGCAAUCUAUGAGAUUUUCUUGCACUAUGAAAAGCAAAAACAAAGGAAUGGCAAUUUUGACAUUGCUGACGUGGUAAAUCAUUUGCAUUGCCAGAUCCGAUCUAAUGGAUAUUCAGGUGUCAAAAUGAAUUUUAUUUAUAUUGACGAAGUUCAAGAUCUUCCCAUGGCUCAAAUUUCUUUGUUCAAAUAUGUGUGCUCUAAUGUUAGGGAGGGCUUUGUCUUUGCUGGUGACACGGCCCAAACAAUUGCAAGAGGUGUUUACUUUCGUUUUGAAGAUAUUAGAAAUUUGUUCUAUAAAGAGUUCCUUGAAGCAGACAAUGAUCAGUCCAAAACAAAAAUCAUGCCUGAUGUGUUUCAUCUGACCCAAAAUUUCCGGACGCAUACUGGUAUAACAAAAUUAGCACACAGUGUAGUGGAGCUGUUGUACCAUUACUUUCCUUUUGCUGUAGAUAAAUUAAGCCCAGAGACAAGUCUAAUAUAUGGAGAAGCUCCUACAUUUCUACAUACUAAGGAGGAUGAGAAUCCUAUUACAACCAUUUUUGGUCAUGGAGGAAACUCUGGGAGUGAAAAGUAUGAGUUUGGUGCUGAACAAGCAAUAUUAGUACGAGAUGACAAUCAGAAGGUGAAGGUUCUUGAGCAAGUGGGGAAGCAGUGCCUUGUGUUGACAGUAAUUGAAUGCAAGGGACUUGAGUUUCAGGAUGUGCUGCUGUAUAAUUUCUUCAGUAGCUCUCCAUUGGGCAUGAAAUGGCGGGUAAUAUAUGAUUUCAUGAAUCAGAAAGGUUUUGAUAGCUUUGAGCAAAAUCAAUAUCCUACAUUUGAUGGUAUCAAGCAUAAUCUUCUGUGCAGCGAAGUGAAACAUUUAUAUGUCGCCAUUACCCGAUCAAAACAAAGAUUGUGGAUAUAUGAAGAGACCCCUCAAUAUGCUAAACCAAUGCUGGAUUUUUGGAAACAAAAGAGCAUUAUACAGUUCAGAUGUUUUGACAGAUCCAUGUUGGAAUCAAUGCAUAAUGUUAGUAGUUGUGAGGAAUGGAGGCAGCGUGGAAUUCAGAUGUUUAAUGAGAAGAACUAUGAUAUGGCGGUCAUUUCUUUUAAGAGGGCUGGAGAUGUGAAUAUGGCUAAAUGGGCAGAAGCUGCAAAGCUUCGAGAAGAUGGACAGAGAAAUUUUGAGACACACAAAGAAGCUGCCAGACAUUCUCUGAUGGAAGCAGCAGAAAUUUUCCUUUCUAUAGGGAAGCCAGAUUUUGCUGCUACUUGCUUUGUUAUAAUGGGAGAAUAUAAUCAAGCUGGCAGAAUAUAUGCGGAAAAAUGCAGUGAAACACGGCUUCAAGAUGCAGGAGAUUGCUUUGCAGAGGCAAAAUGUUGGCAUGAUGCAGCAGCUGCAUAUGCUAGAGCUAAUUGUGUUUCCAAAUGUCUAAAUGCCUGCAUAAAGGGAAAAUUAUUUGAGACUGGUUUAGAAUUUAUUGAAGUCUUGAAAAAGGAAAACUGCACAUCAAACUGUGGAAGAUGUGAGGCUUGUGAAGGUGUGAAAAUUAAAACUGAGUAUCUUAAAAUGUGUGCAACGCAUUUUCAUCAGAAAAAGGAUACAAAGUCUAUGAUGAAAUUUGUGAAGGCCUUUCCUACAAUGGACUUAAUUAGAUCUUUUCUUUGGAGGAAAGAUUACUUUGAUGAGCUUCUCGGAAUUGAAGAGACAAAUGGGAACUUCAUACAGGCUGCAGAAGUGGCAGAGAUGAAAGGUGAUUUGUUAUGUGAGGCUGUCAUGCUAGAAAGAGCAGAAGAAUAUGAAAAAGCAUUUAAAUCAAUUCUACAGCAUGUGCAGUUAAAUUCUUUGUGGGCAAUGGGAAAUAGAGGGUGGCCGCUGCAGCACAUUACUGAAAAUAAUAAACAUGUAGAGAGAAUAAAACAAAUAGCUGAGCAAAACCUAGUUCAUGUACCUAAGACCCUUGAAACCCUUAAUUUUGAGGCAUCAAUUCUUCUAAGUCAGUCUCAAAGUCUCUCUAAGUUAACAGAACAAAUGAUCCUUGCAAAGCAGAUUGGAAAUGUCAACUUCGAAGUCCUUUCUCUUCGUAAAGUACUUGAUGUGCAUCUUCAUUCUGAUACCAAAACAUUUCAGCAUGACCAAGGGAGGAGUUUCCUGAAGAGUGAUGAUAAUUACAAAGUGCUGCUAGAGAAUACGGUCUCUUCGACAGCAAUGGUAUUUCUUUGGAAUACAUGGAAGGAGAAACUGUUAUCCUCAGUAGAUUCACUUUCAAAACUAGAAAAGCGCCGGGAAAGAGAAGAAGAUAAAAUCUAUAUUGAAUUUGCUUUGGAAUAUUUUGGCACCAGAGUGAGCAGAAAUAAUAGAUUCUGCACUGUGUUUAACAGUGAAGCCUUCUGGCUUAAGGGUAGGAGGGAUGAAUUGUCGCAGAGACGAGGAAAUUGUGCACAGAUUACUAUCCAGAACUUUUCUAUGCAUGCAAAAGAGUUUCUUCUGAUGGAAUUGUUUUCUGUUGGAGACGAGGUUGUAAAAAAACUGCAAGAGAUCUAUCUUUCUUAUAAAAAUCAGCCUUAUGCCCUUACUGUUGAAGGCACUCUGAUACUUCAAAUUUAUCAAGUUUCAAAUGCUUUGGAAGAUAAGCUGUUGGCUAGGUUUGGACAGGUGACAAGGUUGAUCAGGAUCGAAUUCCUGAAAGAGCGUUUCUUCAAGGUCUUUUUCCCAUUAAAUACACAGUAUGAAAACAUGAAGGAAUUCAUGUCUUUGCGGGAGAAUCCAACAAGCAGUUUGAUUCUCAAAGACAUAACUGUAAAUAUAAUAAACAAUAUAGUUAUUGGCAUAACUCUUGGGCAGGUUGGAAGAUUACAAUUAUUGCUCCCCUUUUUGUCUAGGGAACUGGUGAAAGACCACGGUAAGAAAAUUAUUGAGAAUCUCCAUGACAAUUGCUGGAAUAAUGAACUGCUCUGGCUUCAUAUGGAAACUCUUACAGGGGACACUUUAAAGGAUGAAAGGGUCAAUCUGAUAAAAAGCUUUCAAACAGCUUUAACCAGUACUUUCCAGGAAUGGGGGAACCAAAUUGAUUACAUUUCUCCAAAUGUUUUUCUUUCUCUACUGGAAAAGCUGUUCUUCUUUUCAUCAUCAUGUGAAUAUCUCUCUGGAGGCUUAUUUUUGCCAAGGUCUUUCUUCGUAGAGUUUAUAACUGGGGGACAAGGGAACCCCUCUUGUGAUUGGUUUUGUCAAUCAAAAUCUCUACCUAGAUGCCGGGGAAGGCUUGAAAGUUUCUAUCGUCCGAUUUAUAAUAUAAUUUGUCAGCUAUUAGUAUCUUACAGAGCUGCAACAUUUACAUGGAUACAAACUUUCAAGAUUGACAGUCAGACUUAUUUUCCAGAGUUGGCAAUGCGUUUGAUCAUUAUGCUUUGUUUAAUAGGUGUCAACAGCAUAGGUUUAUUUCAAAAUGCUAUGCAUGUGCUGUCGACCAUCUUCCAAGAUAAGCAUAUCAGAAUGAGUCUGACUCCUAACUUUGGAGGAAAGCUGCUUCAACUUUUACAACAGUACAAACCAAACAGAGAUACUUUUUUUAUCUGCUUCUCCCAGUUAAUGAGACAAAUUGAUAACCCUUUGGUGAUGAUUGAUUUAGAUAAAAGUCCCGAGCUUGAAAGUAAUCCUCCAGAUCUCAUUAUUAUUGGGCCAGAGAGCAUAAAAUGUAAGGAAAUUCUCCUUCAAUCCGUGUUUCAGGAUAAAGGUGACGUGAUUGCUUCAAAGGAAAGUGAGGGGGACAUGAAGAGUAAAGAGCUUCUGAUACACAGCGAAAAGAGCAUGCAGCCAUCAAAUAGUGGUAGUUUUGAAACUAAUACAAAACAUAUUUCUGAAUCUUUUAAUGCUGAAGAGAAUGUUUGUGGCAAUGCCGAGUCUCUCAGAGAUGAACAAGAGAAGGGGAAUACUCUCUGCACACCCCUAUUAGACUCCGGUGACAUUGAUCAACAGAAAAAGAUUGAUCCUUCAGGAGUUGAUUUCAAUUUUAGAGAUAAGAAUGUCCAGUUUUCAUUACUUGAAGACAUCAAACCAUCUUACAAGUUUGAAGUUGAUGGUCAGUCUCUACCUUGGUUUGUCCAAUGGAGGAUGAAAAGGUGGCUUUCUUGUGCUAGGCGUCGUCUUGAAGAGACACUAUCUAUCAAGGACAAAUAUAUCAGGGAAGCUUGCGAAGUCUUCAAAGGGAACGCAAAUUCUUCUUAUACAGAGAUUUUUAUUUCAAAAGCUUGCCCUCUCAAGGCCGAGGUCGACGAGCUCUUGGAUCUGAUAGAGACCACAAUACCAAAGGUAAAACAAGGCAAAGUUCGACCUGACGAAGAAAAUGAUGUCUUAGAUGAAAUGCAUGACAUACAUGAAGAAUUGUCAAAUUCAUCUGAACUCCUUAAGCCAAGGCAUAAGAAGCAUGAAGAGUAUGACAUUGAAUGGCUAGAGAAAGAUGCCAUAGGUCAUACUUCUAUCAAAUUACAGGAAUGCAGGGACAGAUUGAAAAGAUUUAAGUCCGUAUUUGAGGAUGACACCCACAUUGUCACUGAGUGCAUGCAAACAGCCCAAUCCAAAUAUAAGCAGAAGAAGAAGAACAAGCAAAAGAGAAACAAGGGUGGCAGAAAGAUGAAGUAAAAUGUACAAGAUUUGUGGAAAUGUAUUGAGAAAAUCAAAGAAGGGGAUAAAGUUAGGGUGUUGGAUCCAUUUAAUGGUGUUGUUGUGGGCAUUGGACGGAUUCACUCCCUAUCUAUUGUACAUGGAGUCAGCUUGAAAGGAACAGGAGAUGCAAAUGUAAACAUUUUAAAGGUCACAAGUAACAUAUGUUUAGUCCUAAAUGUAUGGUUGGUGAAUAAUCACAUAACACAGUAUUUCCCGCACAUACCAAGUAUUCAUGGAACAGAACAAUUGUACAUCAUAACAUAAAUAACAAUGAUAAUAUUAGACUAGAAAAGUUAUAUCUUUA